UGAUGAAAUACAAUUUCAUAAUGAAAUUUCAAAACUAUGAUAUAUAUAAUUGCUAGAAGUUCAUUCGUAUCGUACGUUUCAAACUGUUAUUUUCACGAUUGAAGCUGUAUAACUUCUGGUAACGAACAUAACCUUCCAAUGGAAAAGGUAAAGAAACUCAUCUUUUAGGAGUUAAUGGUUUAUCAUCUAAUAUACAAGUUUCAAAAUCACUAUUCUCUAUAGGUGUACAAUAUCUGCGUGAUUCUGUUCUUCGCCAUAAGUAAUACUAGAUGAUGACUAACGGCCGGUGAUAUAACCAAGAUGGUAAUAAACAUUCUAUCGCAAAGGUGUCUCGUGAACACCAUUGGUACAAUCAUUAGGUGCAACAGGACCUUGUCACUGAAUACAUCGCAUAAGGCAGUGAGACAUAUAUCAUUCUGGCAGCCAUUCAACAAACCUCCCGAUAACUCUGACUCUGGAUCAGGUUUGGAAUUGUAUUCUAAACCUAAAAAGGAACCCUCACUAGUUACAAAACUUUGGGAUGGCAUAAAGAGAGUGACCCGCAUAGACGAGGGGGACCCCGAUGAGCAGAUUGCGGACUACUUCCAAUACUCAGUUGAACGCCUGAUGGCGCAUCCUGGGGAGUUUACCUUCGAAAAGUUUGGUAUCUAUCUGGAUGAAAUUUGUACCAAGCUACGUUUAAUAGGAAAGCGUCCUUUACCGGAUGAUGAUUUGACUGGUCCUUUAAAACAGCUCAAACUGCAACAUGAAAUGAUGAAAUAUCUUUCACCUAGUGAGAAGGAGUCGGAUUCAUCCUCGGUAUUCAGCCACCAGGCUAAAGUACUCCUGGCUGAGGCUGUCAAGUGCACAUUAAAAGAUGUUGAUGAUAUGUUGCUUCAUCAUGACAUCUGUAAAACUGAUCGCACGUGGUAUUUUCGCCGCAUUGUUCUGGGUAGGCAUCUGCCUACUACCUAUGAAGAGCGUGAACACUUGUCUUAUCAGCGUCCUAUAGCCCGGGAAGCAUCACAGCUAUUCCCUCAAACGCAGUCCCUGGAAGCCCUAAGGCUCAAGAAGAUGCGUGAUGACAUGCACUAUCGCAAACCACUUACCCGUACAUGGCCUUGGUAUCGCCAUCCUACCAGUGGCAAGAACAAAUGGAGUACGCGCGAGUAUACCAAGCGUCGUCUACGUUAAGGGGCACAAGUGCUGUGGUCUAAAAUCUACCAUAUGCAGAGUGUCUAGCAAUUUUGCCAUUGUAGAAAUUUUUAUCGGUGUACCGUUAAU
Molecule: messenger RNA, 1263 nt
Organism: Babesia bovis T2Bo
Lineage: Eukaryota; Apicomplexa; Aconoidasida; Piroplasmida; Babesiidae
Exons: 3
Coding region: 301-1173 (290 amino acids)
Source: RefSeq, a predicted model, not a curated record